AUGGCCCACUAUGACAGUGACGUCACUGACAUUGUACUCAGGGCGGAUGACAUGUGGCGCCUCAAAGAGCUCUUACCCGCCUCACCUCCACUCCCCUCUUCCACACACCUCCUUCUCCCCUCCGUCCCCCCAGAUGGCUCAAUGGCUCAGUAUGACAGUGACGUGACAGACAUUCAACUGAGGGCGGAUGGCACGUGGCGGCCCAAACUAGAGUCGCUGCAUGGCGCCUCCAAAGCAGGCAAGUCAGCCAAGUCAACUCCUGCCGCUGCUGCCGCCGACCUCCCCUGGCGAGACGUGCGCCUGCCUGCAGGUCAGGUGAAGAGGGAGAUAGGAGUGGGGGGCGAAGUGGGGUUGGGAGUGGGGGAGAAUGGGAAUGGGAUGGUGGAGGGGCAGGGGGAUACGGCUGAUGAUGUGACGAGCGGGACAAGGUCGGGCGCAGGAGGGGCGUGGGAUUUGUUGUCUGCAGCAGCAGCGCUAGCAGGAUGGCCUGGGGCAUCUGGAGCAGUGCAAGCAGGCAUGGGCGCAGCAGGAGGAGCAGCUGUUGCAGGAGCGGCUGUAGCAGGGAGGAACGGGGCAGCGGUGGAUGCAAGGGGGGAAUCGAGUGUGGGAGCAGCACAGACGGCAGAGUCAGGGCAUGAAGACAGGUCGUCUCUUGGCAAUCGGAACAGUGGGCGCGGGAGGGAAGCGAAUCAGGGCAGAGGGGGAGGAGUGGGGGGAAGUGGAGUCGGGGGGAGGGGAGUGGGGGGCAGUGGGGGUGCGGGGGUAGGCGCGGGAGUGUGUGGAGGGAGUGGGGCGAACUAUUUUGGGAAUGCGGGAGGGGAGGAUAAUCCGAUCAAUUUGAGUGAUAGUGAGGGGGAGGAGGACGUGCCAGCAGCCAAUGCUGCUAUGGAAAGAGCAGCACUGAACAGCUUUGGUCAACAGCAGCAGCAGCAGCAGGAGCGGGAGCAGGGGCAGGGGCAGAGGCAGCAGCAGGGGCAGCGAACAGAUGUGAACGCAUUGCUGGAUGUGUGGAGGGAUGACCGGAGGGCAGAGCCAACGAGCACAUUCGACCGCUCCUAUGGUGCAGUUGAGAGAGCACACACGUAUGGCGCUGCUGCUGCUGCUGGUGCUGCUGCUGCUGGUUCUGGCGCUGGUGCUGGUGCUGGUGCUGGUGCUGGUGCUGCUGGUGCUGGUAGUGGGCCUUCGAGGGUCAACACCCCCACUCUUGAUUUCAUCACAGAUUUUCUCCUGGAGGCAGAUGGCGCCGGGGCUGGAGGAGCAGGAGGAGGUGGAGGAGGAGGAGGAGCCGGGGAGUUUGGAAGGGGGUUUGGGACUGAAGCAGCAGCAGUAGCAGCAGAGGGAGGGAGAGAUGGUGGGAGGGGGGAGGGAGGGAGAGGCAGGACAGAGAGUGCUGGAUUUCAGUUGAACCUGGGGUUGGCAUCAGAAGGGGUGGGGGAGGGGCGCACUGGGGGUGCAUCCGCAGCGCAAGCAGGACCAGCGGGAGGGAGAGGAGGGGGAGUGCGAGGGGGAUGGGACGGGGGAGGGGGAGGGGGAGGGGGAGAGGGAGGGGGAGGGGGAAGGGGAGGGGGCGGGGGAGUGAUGAGCGGCGAUUUUGCCUCGCCUCCCCCACCGGACGUGCAAUGGGUGACUCCCUCCCUCCGUACUUCUGCUACUGCUGUUGCUACUGCUGCUCAUUUGGCCAGGGGAAGAGCCACAGCAGGAGCAGGAGCAGGAGCAGGAGCAGCAGGGCAGAGCGGGUCCCAGCACAAGCGGCACUCUCAUUCUCGGCCGUCUGCCCGUCCACCUGCCUCUCUAAGAGCAGCUCCGUUACAGUCCCCUCCCUCCAGUGCUCAAACACCGUCUCGGCUGCAAUCGCCCUCAGGCCUUCAAUCUCCCUCGGCCGUUCAAUCAUCCUCCGCUCAGCAGUACAGCUACGGGCAGGAGCAGGAGGGGUUGUUCCCGGUGCUGCCGACCAUACCUUAUGCUGCACCCGAUGCUACUGUAGCACCGCCUGGAGGGAUGAACCAGUGGGAGUCGCACACCCAACCACAUUCUUGA
Closterium sp. NIES-65 is the source of this 2037-nucleotide messenger RNA. The record is from the annotation of a GenBank genome assembly. Lineage: Eukaryota; Viridiplantae; Streptophyta; Zygnematophyceae; Desmidiales; Closteriaceae.